GAAAUAAUAAUAAUUCUGUAUCUCUCUCUCUUUCUUCUUUCUUUCUGAAUUUUCUCUGAAUGAAUGGUUCUUACAGUUGUAUUCUGGGGUAGUUUCUUUCUCUUUCUAAUUCUCUCUGUGUGGGUACUGAACGAGGCACUGUAUUUAGAGCAGGGGGAUGUGAUUGAACGGACAGGCAGCUCUGCUCUUCUUCUUAUCCUUUCCCGGCAAAAGAAAUCACUGCAAAUAUUGACAAAGAAAAAAACUCUUUUUUUUUUCAUGAUUUGUAUGAUAUUAAUAAUGCAAUAAUUCUCGUUUGUAUGGGGUGGAAGUGGAACUCUCUCCUUCUGUCUCCAACAUUUGAAUGUCGGUGAGUUAAACAGGGGAAGGAGGGUUCUUCUGCUUCUUUCUGGGUGUUUUCAUGGGUGUUUGAGUGUAAAAAUGAGGGGUACUUGGAUGGUACUGAUGGCAUUUCGUGUAGAGUUGAUCCUCCUGGUUUCUCUUCUCUUUCUGGGUGUUGGUUCCGUGGAGUCUGAUGAGGGGAAAACAUUGCUGGAGAUAAAGAAGUCUUUUAGGGAUGUGGACAAUGUUCUCUAUGACUGGACAGACUCACCAUCUUCAGACUAUUGCGUUUGGAGAGGCAUUACUUGUGAUAAUGUCACAUUUAAUGUUGUUGCCCUUAAUCUAUCAGGUUUAAAUCUUGAUGGGGAAAUCUCACCAGCAAUCGGAAACCUCAAAGACCUGGUCACCAUUGAUCUCAGGGGGAAUCGCCUCUCCGGACAAAUCCCAGAUGAAAUUGGUGACUGUGCUUCUUUGAAAAGCUUGGACCUGUCUUUUAACGAGUUAUAUGGAGACAUACCCUUUUCAAUUUCAAAGCUGAAACAACUCGAGUUUUUAGUUUUGAAGAACAAUCAAUUAAUCGGGCCAAUUCCUUCAACUCUGUCACAGAUUCCAAACCUGAAAGUUCUGGACCUUGCACAGAAUAGACUCAGUGGGGAAAUACCAAGGCUUAUCUACUGGAAUGAAGUGUUGCAGUAUCUUGGAUUGCGAGGUAACAAUUUGGUGGGUACACUUUCUCCAGAUAUUUGCCAGCUGACAGGUUUAUGGUACUUUGAUGUAAGAAACAAUAGUCUGACUGGCAAUAUCCCUCAGAAUAUAGGCAACUGCACUGCCUUCCAGGUCUUGGACUUGUCCUAUAACCAGUUCACCGGAGAGAUUCCAUUCAAUAUUGGAUUCUUACAAGUAGCUACGUUAUCCUUGCAAAGCAAUCAGCUUUCAGGAGAGAUUCCAUCGGUCAUUGGUUUGAUGCAGGCACUUGCUGUAUUGGAUCUAAGUUGCAACAUGUUAAGUGGACCCAUCCCUCCAAUUUUGGGAAAUCUGACAUAUACAGAGAAAUUAUAUUUGCACAGCAACAAACUGACUGGGCCAAUUCCCCCAGAGCUUGGAAAUAUGACAAAGCUUCACUACUUGGAAUUGAAUGAUAAUCAUCUCGAUGGGUGUAUCCCACCAGAGCUUGGAAGACUAACUGAAUUGUUUGAUUUGAAUGUUGCAAAGAAUGACCUUGAAGGACCAGUACCUGAUAACCUAAGCUCAUGUACAAAUCUCAACAGCCUAAACGUCUACGGGAACAAGUUGAAUGGAACCAUUCCACCUGCAUUUCAAAGGCUAGAGAGUAUGACAUAUCUGAAUCUCUCCUCCAAUGAUAUUAGAGGUCCCAUACCAAUCGAGCUAUCUCGUAUUGGUAAUUUAGAUACGUUGGACAUCUCCAAUAACAAAAUCAGUGGCACCAUCCCUUCGUCCAUUGGUGAUUUGGAACACCUUCUGAAGCUGAACUUAAGUAGAAACCAUAUAACGGGACCUAUUCCAGCUGACUUUGGCAAUCUAAGGAGUGUGAUGGAGAUAGACCUGUCAAAUAAUCAGCUCUCAGGCUUGAUUCCUCAGGAGCUCACUCAGCUUCAGGAUAUGGCCUUAUUGAGGCUGGAAAAGAACAAUUUGUCAGGGGAUGUCAUGUCACUGGUCAACUGUCUUAGUCUUACUGUCCUAAAUGUAUCUUACAACAACCUGGCUGGUGAUAUUCCCACAAGCAAUAACUUCUCAAGAUUCUCACCUGACAGUUUCAUAGGAAAUCCUGGUCUCUGUGGCUAUUGGCUUACUUCAUGCCAUGGGUCUCAUCCCACUGAGCGAGCUGUAAUUUCUAAAGCAGCCAUCCUUGGAAUUGCUAUUGGUGCCCUUGUAAUUCUUCUCAUGAUCCUCAUUGCUGCAUUUCGCCCACACAAUCCUACAACCUUUCCCGAUGGAUCACUUGACAAACCAGUUAUUCACUCGCCACCAAAGUUAGUGAUCCUUCACAUGAAUAUGGCACUUCAUGUCUACGAGGACAUCAUGAGGAUGACCGAGAAUCUGAGUGAGAAGUAUAUAAUUGGUUAUGGUGCUUCAAGCACAGUCUACAAGUGUGUUCUUAAGAAUUGCAAGCCUGUUGCCAUCAAGAGACUGUACUCUCAACACCCUCAGUGCUUGAAGGAAUUUGAAACCGAGCUUGAGACAGUUGGGAGCAUCAAGCAUCGAAAUCUUGUCAGCCUUCAAGGGUACUCCUUCUCCCCCUCUGGAAACCUUCUCUUCUAUGACUACAUGGAGAAUGGCAGUCUUUGGGAUCUCCUUCAUGGACCAACCAAGAAGAAGAAGCUUGAUUGGGACACUCGUCUUAAGAUAGCACUUGGAGCAGCACAAGGGUUGGCAUACUUGCACCAUGAUUGUAGCCCACGGAUCAUCCAUAGGGAUGUGAAAUCCUCCAACAUUUUGUUAGACAAGGAUUUUGAGGCUCACCUCACUGAUUUUGGAAUUGCUAAAAGCUUACCCAUGUCAAAGUCUCAUACUUCCACUUACUUAAUGGGCACAAUUGGUUACAUAGACCCUGAGUAUGCUCGCACUUCCCGCCUAACUGAGAAGUCUGAUGUCUACAGCUAUGGGAUUGUUCUACUCGAAUUACUAACUGGAAGGAAGGCAGUGGACAACGAAUCGAAUCUUCAUCAUCUGAUUUUAUCCAAGACAGAAAACAAUGCAGUCAUGGAUACCAUUGAUCUAGAGAUCAAGGCAACCUGUAAGGACCUAGCAGUGGUAAAGAAGGUUUUUCAGCUUGCCCUACUAUGCUCCAAGAGGCAGCCAUCAGACCGGCCAACAAUGCAUGAAGUGACACGUGUCCUCAGAAGCCUCAUCCCACCGGACGCACCACCAAAACAACCCCAACCAGCGCCACUCCCCUCAACCAAGGCGCAAUGCUACAUGGAUGAGUAUGCAAAUCUCAAGACUCCACACUUGGUCAACUGCCCAUCUAUGAGCACUUCAGACGCCCAACUCUUCCUUAAGUUUGGAGAGGUAAUAUCUCAAAACAGUGAAUGAAACCUCAUUGAAACUAUCUUGAGCAGUGGGAGAAAGCGGAAUUGAUUAUGUGUAAAGAUUUGGUGUCAAGUAUUGUAGCCUAGAGAAAAGGAGAAAAGAUGGACCUUUUUAGGAACAGAAUUGAAAGCUGCUAGUACCUAGAAAAAUCAUGUAAGUAAAUUGUACUAUAUGUGAUGCUAUCAUGGUGGUUAUUUAAAGAUUUUGGCUCGUCUUUAAGUUGGACCACUUGGGCAAAAGCUGUACCACGGUGGGGUAACUGUUGCUGGCCCUGGCUCUGAGAAGUAGGGUGUAGCUCUGCAGAAGCUCAUUAAUUGGGUGAGCAGCAAUAAUGCUUGGCUGGGCCUUAUCACUCAUUAAUUGUUGGGACAUUGAAAGUUCCUCUUUUUUUGGUUGCGUAGCUUUCUGCAUGUUGCCCUUGUUUUGGGUUAUUAUAGUACUUAGUAGUAACUGUGAACGAAUCAUGUAGAAACUUGUGGUGUUGAAUGGUUUACACGGUAUUAGAGCUCAAAUUUGUUUUAUGUGAGCUCAACGCAGCUCAGAUCACGUUGGAUUAGACAUGUUAACGUUGGAUUAGACAUGUUAAGUGAGAAAAUCUCGAAUCACAAUAAAUUUAUGAAUUUAAU
Rubroshorea leprosula is the source of this 3998-nucleotide messenger RNA. The record is from the annotation of a GenBank genome assembly. NCBI's taxonomy places the organism in Eukaryota, Viridiplantae, Streptophyta, Magnoliopsida, Malvales, Dipterocarpaceae.